GAGGGGCGUAGCGCGGCGCUGGGCUGUGGGCGGUGGAGCUGGUGUGCUGCAGAGCGGUGGGCGCUUCCCGAGGGCCUCGCGAGGUCGGCCUGGAGCCCUGAGGGCGUGAAAAGGCCGUUCCUUGCCUUGGCCACGCUCUUCCUUCUCCUGCCCAGACCCAGACGAGCCCCUGCACCAUGUCGGCCUACCCCAAAAGCUACAACCCAUUCGACGACGAUGCGGAGGAUGAGGGUGUCCGGCCAACGCCGUGGAAGGACGACCGCGACCUCCCCGAUGGACCCGGCGCGCCCAUGGACAGGCAGCAGUACCUGCGGCAGGAGGUGAUGCGCAGGGCCCAGGCCGCGGUCGCCAGCACCGACAGGUCCCUGUCCCUCGUAUACGAGUCCGAGAGGGUCGGCGUCGCCUCUGCCGAGGAACUCGAUCGUCAGCGAGGCGUCUUAGAACGCACAGAGAGGAUGGUGGACAAGAUGGAUCAGGAUUUGAAGACCAGCCAGAAGCACAUUAACAGCAUUAAGAGCAUGUUUGGGGGAUUCGUCAAUUACUUCAAAUCGAAACCAGCAGAGACUCCACCCGAACAGAAUGGCCCCCUCACCUCCCAGGCCAAUAGUAGAUUGAAAGAAGCCAUAAGUACCAGUAAAGCACAGGAGGCCCAGUACCAGGCCAGCCACCCAAACCUCAGGAAGCUGAAUGACUCAGAUGCCAUCACUGGAGGAGUGGGUCCUGCCGUGAGCAGCGAGGCUUACCCGAAGAACCCACACCUUCGAGCCUGUCACCAGAAGAUGGACAAUAAUCUAGAUGAGCUAUCCAUGGGACUAGGCCGGCUGAAGGACAUAGCCCUGGGAAUGCAGUUGGAAAUCGAGGAGCAAGAUGACAUUCUUGACCGCCUCACAACCAAAGUGGACAAGUUAGAUGUCAAUAUAAAAAGCACAGAAAGAAAAGUUAGGCAACUUUAAACACAGAGAAGGCUCUCUCCACUCCGUUGUGAUGAGAAGAGCCCAAAGAUCUUCUUUCAAACUCCCCAAAAGUUCAUUUAUAUUGUUUUAGUGUGUAACAUAAUACGUGUUUCCAAAUGUUAUAAUUAUAGAGCGGGUCCUAGGAGAUGUCAUUACAAGAAGUGUGUGUCCCACGUUUUUUUAGAGCCAUCACCUCUCCGUUCUCUGAACUGAAUGAUUAGAGCUUUAGUCUGAGCACAGUAGCCUGGCCCUGAGUAUCUUGGGCCUUUGAGGAGCGUUCCGGCAUGAGAGGAACAGUUGUGUUUCUCACUUUCACAAGCAUGUGGAAGGAUGUGGGCAGAAUUUCAAUCCUGGGACCACCAUUCUCUAUGCUUAUGAGAGGUGGUCCUUCCCACACCUUGGCCUGCCAGUCACCACCACCCCAAAACACACCCACACACACACACAGAGCACAUUUGCGAUUCUCUCAAACCCCAGAAAAAGAUCAGUGUUAGGUUCACACUGUGAUUCUCUCAACACCAUGGAAAAGGAUCAGUGUUCAGAAAUGGAAAAUGUCAGCAUUUGCUCUUCGGUUGAUAGAUGUCACCUCCCCGCUUUUGACCACCAUCAUUGGCAUAGUAGGAGGCAUUCAGAUCAGGACCGCUCAUUGUGAUAACUGGAAACGCGCAGGGAAUUGUGUAAGCCCUACUUCCCCAGGCAUUCACACCUCUAAGUAGCUGUUCAAGGUUAGGGCUUGAUGUGCCAGUGUCUCAAGGCUGCCCAGCUGGCCUGUUGGGGGGGGCCCCUCUACAGUUUGUGGGAAUGAAGCAUCAUACAGAGAGUACCCCCACUGUGUGCUCCCCCCGCCCCCUUGGAGAGCACCUUGACCCAGCCUUGGGGAUGGCAGUGUUUGUUCGAUAUCUGGGGUCUCCUGACCAGUCUGGAUUCCCACCCAUUCUUCUCGACCUCUUCCGAGAUGACUUGACUCAUCUCUUGGUUCUCUGCCACCCCAGUUGGACGACUGGAACACCACAAAUGAUGCUGAAUAUCUAGAACAACUUGGCUUUAAAAAAAAAAAAAGCCCAGACAUUAUCAUUUUAACUGGCCCAGCUUGUUCUGCACAAAGACAUUCAUCUCGUUACAGAAAUCAAUUUUAAUGAAUGCUUUUAAGUGAUUCUUUGUUAAGUGGGAUGCAUUAAAAGUGAUUUCUGAAAUGAGAUUAACAUCUGUGUGUUGGUACCUCCAGCAGAAUAAUUGAAGCCACAAGACCUUUGUCUUUGUAAAAAGCAAAUUAAUUACAAUAUUGUGAAGACAGUGAAAGGAGCUGAUUUUAAUAAGAUAGGUUAGGUCAGAAAAUGCAAAACAACAGCGUGUUUCCACCUUGACAACAUGGUGCUGUUAAUGUGACCUUCACCACUUUGGUUCUGUAGCCUGUAAACAAAGUCUCUUAAAGGUAGUCUCUGAAAUGCUGCACCCAUGCAUCAGUAUUUAUGUACCAAUUUAUUUGUAGAAGUUCUAUUCCGUGAUGUGUGCCAGUCCUCAAAAUUGACAGCUUCCUUCCGCAAGUACAGCUUUCUGUGAGUCUGGUGACCAUCAUUAUGAAUAUUCCAGUUACGUGAGAACACAGAGGUAGUCAGAUUAGGCGUUUAUCAGAUAAGCUCAUCGUGAUUAUUCUAUUAGCGGGUAAAAGGAAAACUUCUAAACCUGUACGUAGCCCAAACAAAACAAGUUUGGAGGGCUUUCAGCAAAAAGGCUGCUGACAAGCAUGAAGCCGGAGAGCAGCCCAUGUGUACAUUUCCACUCCUCAUUGUUUCUGAUCUUUUCCUAACACCUUCCAAGUAUGUCAUGAUAGCUGUUUUUGCCUGUCAUCAUCAGGCAGAGACUCAUGUAGAUUAGUCAUCAUACCUCAGAUGUAAGCUUAUUUUUUUCAAACCAAUUAUACAUGCAAAGGCCACUGCCAGACGUUCUCUUCCACAACCUGCUGUUUGCCUAACGAGAGUAGUGAUUUCACUGACUUGAAGCGCGGGAAUCAUACCCCUUCCCUGUCUUUUCUUAGAUCACUGAACCCAGUUGCCCCUCCUUUUCCUUUUUCCCCCAAGCAUAUAGAAGGAAAGCACAGCCACUUUUCUAGAAAUGCGUCUUUUGACACUUGACACAUAGGCAUUAUUCACUCUUGUUUAGACCCUCUUUCCCAAAGGCCCUGACAGAGGAGCUGUCUCCAAGCUACACAUUAGCCAGCCGCUUCUUUCUGCUGGGUCUUCCCCCUCCUCUCCCAUGCCCAUGAAGGACCAAUUAUUGAUUCUACUUGAUAGAGCAAAGUUGUUUGCAUUUUCAGAGAGCAGAGGGAAGCCUGGAGCCUCCAGAAUCCUUACACAUGAUGAUUACGUUCAAAAUGAAAACAUUCUGUCCUCUAGACUAGACACAUCUGUCUCAUAGAGACACUCAGAGGUGCCCAGGCCUGAGCUGGCUGGGGCUGGGCUUUGAGAGCACGGACAAGACCAGUGAAUUCACCCUUCUGUCAGAUAGGGUCUAUAAGACAGAUUUUUAUUUUCACAAUCCAGCUGGAAACAUAAACUGUGCCUUCAAAAAAGUGGCUUUUCUAACUCUAAGUUGGUUAUAUGUGAAGUGUGCUAUUAACUUAAACAUAAGUGCAUUCUCCUUCAGAGGAAACUGUUUCUACCGUCUAGUGAUCUAUAUAACUUAACACCAGUGGAGCUGCCUUGUCUUUUUUGCAUUCUGUAGGAAAGGAGACAUGAGUUUAACUCGGGCAGCAAGAAAACAAUUCAUAAGUGCAUUUUAACUUCUCUUUUUCUAACUUCUGUUUGUGAAUGUCAUUUUAAGGGUACACUACAUUGAUUUAGUAAAAAAAAAAAAAAAUUCUUACACUUUGCCUAUAUAUAGGCCUUUUCUCAGAAUUUGUAAAUUACCACUGUUAGCAUCUUCGGGUCUGAUAAUGAAAUGUCUUGUGUACACAAUGAUGAGCCAGUCAUUAAAAGUGCUGGGGGCAGGGGUGGAGGGGAGGCGUUUUUGUUCAGGCUGUAUUGGAACAGCUCUUAAGUUCCAUGCCUUCAACUCAACAAGUGACCCUAUUCUGUAAAAUAAAAUGUGAAGUUUUUUUUAAAUCAGA
This is a messenger RNA of Neogale vison (American mink), 4059 nucleotides long. RefSeq names its product synaptosome associated protein 29 (gene SNAP29). Gene Ontology annotation, biological process: exocytosis; synaptic vesicle fusion to presynaptic active zone membrane; synaptic vesicle priming. The transcript is spliced from 5 exons. The coding region runs from base 177 to 953 and encodes 258 amino acids. Gene Ontology annotation, cellular component: SNARE complex; plasma membrane. Lineage: Eukaryota; Metazoa; Chordata; Mammalia; Carnivora; Mustelidae. The record is from RefSeq and is a predicted model, not a curated record. Gene Ontology annotation, molecular function: SNAP receptor activity; syntaxin binding.